AUGUCGCUUAGUGUGAGCCUGUCCGAGAAGCAUAUUGAUGAAAAUGUCAUCGAUUCGCCUCCCAGUGAGGCUGAACAUGGGAUUGUUAAGGACUGGGACAAGGAAGAGUCGGCUGUGAAGCGGAAGAUUGACUUUAUCCUCCUGCCCACUCUCGCUCUCGCCUUUUUCUGCCUGCAGAUGGAUCGCGGAAACAUCAGCGCCGUCCUGACCUCGACCAUCACCGAUGACCUGGGUAUCACCACCAAUCAAGUCAAUGUCGGUACACAACUCCUGUCGGCCGGAAUUGUCCUGUCCGAGAUCCCUUCCAAUAUCGUCAUGCAGCGGAUUGGGCCCAGGGUUUGGCUGUCCGGUCAACUUUUCGCUUGGGGUCUGGUCGCGACCUUCCAGGCCUUCGUGCAGUCGUACUCGGCCUACCUUGUCACCCGCAUUCUGCUCGGCUUCUGCGAGGGAGGAUUCAUUCCUGGUGCCCUGUACUACCUGUCGACCUGGUACAAAAAGGAAGAGACUAGUCUACGCACAAGUCUCUUCUUCUAUGGUCAGAUGUUUGCCUCAGCCACGUCAAGCUUGAUCUCUGCCGGUCUGCUGCGGCUCUCUGGAUCCCAUGGACUUGCCGGAUGGCGAUGGAUCUUUCUCGUCGAGGGUCUUCUCACAUUGUUCAUCGGAAUCUUCUUCACCCUCCUCGUGCCGCCCAAGGUAGGCGACGGCCGCCCUCUCAUCGCUUUCGGUCGCUGGAGCUAUUUUUCCGAGCGAGAAUCUCACAUCAUUCGUAGCCGGGUUCUGCUGGACGACCCGCGCAAGGCCAAGGGACAUAUUCAGAUCUCCUUGUCUGAUAUUGCAAAUACCUUCAAGCAGCCGCGCAUCAUGCAGCAUGUGUUUAUCACCCUAGUGUCCAUGUCUGGCUUCCAGGGACUGACCCAGUACACGCCAAGCAUGAUCAAGUCGCUGGGAUUCGGCGCGAUUAAGGCCAAUGCUUUGACUUCGGUUCCAGUAUAUUGCAGUAUUAUUUGGUUGACGAUCCUCUCUUUCGCAGCAGAUUGGACUGGCCACCGUGGACCCUUUGUUCUCCUUGCCAUCACCUGGAAUGUGAUCUCUUAUGUCUGCCUAAAGACCACGGCGUAUGACACAGGGAAGUGGCAUCGGUAUGGAGUCAUUGCUGUCGCCAACGUCUCCUAUUGCAGCAUGCACAUUCUGAACGUGGGAUGGCUUUCUGUAUACUGCCGCACUCCCCAGGAGCGCAGCGUUGCCAUGGCCCUGGUCGUGAUGGCCGCCAACUGUGCUGGAAUUUCUGGUUCCCAGAUCUUCCGUUCCUCGGAUGCGCCCAAGUAUGUGCACGGUCUGACGGCGAUCUGUGCUUUGGCAGGUGCGUCGUGGGGUCUGACGGCGAUUCUGUGCGCACAGUACUAUAUCCGGCGGCGCAAAGCGAGCGGGCAUGAUGGAGAAGCCCUGGCUGUCUCAGACUGA
Messenger RNA from Penicillium argentinense, 1461 nucleotides. RefSeq lists its product as uncharacterized. The transcript has 7 exons. Bases 1 to 1461 code for a protein of 486 amino acids. Gene Ontology annotation, cellular component: membrane. Gene Ontology annotation, biological process: transmembrane transport. Gene Ontology annotation, molecular function: transmembrane transporter activity. The record is from RefSeq and is a predicted model, not a curated record. NCBI's taxonomy places the organism in Eukaryota, Fungi, Ascomycota, Eurotiomycetes, Eurotiales, Aspergillaceae.